GAAGAAAUCCGUUUUACUUCCAGGUUUAUGCUGACGCGUCCCUCUUCCUCUCAUUCUCCGACGUGUCAGUCCUCUUUGUAUCCCAGCUGAGCAGCGGGCGCAGCAGAAAUGCCACCGAAAAGCAGCAACAAGCAGCAGUCAGAGGAAGACCUGCUUCUUCAGGACUUCAGCAGGAACUUAUCCGCCAAAUCCACCGCUUUGUUUUACGGAAACGCGCUCAUCGUGUCUGCCAUCCCGAUCUGGCUGUUUUGGAGGAUCUGGCACAUGGACCUGGUCCAAUCUGCUGUUCUGUAUGCUGUAAUGACUUUGGUCAGCACCUACCUGGUCGCUUUUGCCUACAAGAACGUCAAGUUUGUGCUUAAACACAAAGUUGCUCAGAAACGAGAGGAUGCCGUUUCCAAAGAGGUAACCAGGAAGCUGUCUGAAGCUGACAACCGCAAGAUGUCACGCAAAGAGAAAGACGAGAGGAUCCUGUGGAAGAAGAAUGAGGUGGCCGACUACGAGGCCACCACCUUCUCCAUCUUCUACAACAACACACUCUUCCUGGUUCUCGUCAUCAUCGCGUCCUUCUUCUUGCUCAAGAACUUCAAUCCUGCAGUAAACUACAUCCUGUCUAUCAGUGCCUCCUCGGGACUCAUCGCUCUACUAUCCACCGGCUCCAAGUAAACCAGGAAGAAAUUGGCUCACGAAGUUGGGGAAAAGUUGGCUUUACAGGGUUGAGAGAGAAAUCCUGGGAUUGGAUGAUCAAAUGUUUGGAGGUCGUAUCUCCAUGUUUGUCUUUUUGUUUUUAUUUUUUUUUUUGUAACAAAUAAAACAACCAGGUAAACUUUU
Molecule: messenger RNA, 831 nt
Organism: Nothobranchius furzeri (turquoise killifish)
Lineage: Eukaryota; Metazoa; Chordata; Actinopteri; Cyprinodontiformes; Nothobranchiidae
Gene: ssr3
Product: signal sequence receptor, gamma
Biological process (GO): SRP-dependent cotranslational protein targeting to membrane
Cellular component (GO): membrane; endoplasmic reticulum
Source: RefSeq, a predicted model, not a curated record